Messenger RNA from Larimichthys crocea (large yellow croaker), 3399 nucleotides. RefSeq names its product ArfGAP with coiled-coil, ankyrin repeat and PH domains 1 (gene acap1). Gene Ontology annotation, molecular function: GTPase activator activity; protein binding. Bases 522 to 2834 code for a protein of 770 amino acids. Gene Ontology annotation, cellular component: cytoplasm. Lineage: Eukaryota; Metazoa; Chordata; Actinopteri; Sciaenidae. The transcript is spliced from 23 exons. The record is from RefSeq and is a predicted model, not a curated record.
GAGAGAGUAGUACUCCAGUCGGCACCCUUGGGAAGAAACAUCCAAUCAACCGGCUGCCAUCUGACUUUAUUCAACCCGUUUUAAUCCAUAAGGAUACUUAAUUCAGGAGGAAACUUUAUGCCCAGCAUCCUUUCUUCAACACACGGACUACUUUUUUUAUUUAUUUCCCGGAUAAAAUGGUAAUUACGCAUCUGACCUGAUCUCCCUGCGCUCAUUCAUAAGUGGUGACAAGUCGUCUCUUUUUUAUUUAUUUUUUAUUUUUUUGGGGCUCUUGGAUGUGCGACAGGAUCAGGCACACGGUGUCCCUUCAGCAGGAGAAGAGGAGAAAGUGAACAAGACGAGCCUGCGUGAGGAAUACAAAUUAUACCAGUGAAUAAUGCGUCGAGCUGCCGGUGUGGAGCGUUAAAAACCGAGAAGAUUUCUAGCUGCUGUCUGCCUUCUCCCCCCUCCCCAAAAAAAAGAGGAUUGAAAAGAAAUACAGUGUAUAGUGUUGGUGUGUGAUCUGCAACUUAAACGGAGGGAUGACAGUCAAACUGGACUUUGAGGAGUGUUUGAAAGACUCUCCACGCUUCAGAGCUGAAAUCGAAGUGGUCCAAAGUGAUGUGAGUGAACUUGAGACACGGUUAGACAAGCUCGUGAAACAAUGCCAGGCAAUGCUGGAGGCGGGCAGGGUCUACUGCCAGACCAGCAAGAGCUUCGUCAACGGCCUCCGGGAGCUGGGACACCACUGCUCUGGGGACAAGAUGAUGGAGGAGUGUUUGGACAAAUUUUCCAAAAAGCUGUCGAUCAUCUUGGAGGCACAGGGCGAUGUGAUCGAGACCACACAGAAGGCGGUCAAAACGAAGCUGCAAACCUUUGUCAAAGAGGAUGUGCGUCGGUUCAAGGAUGUACGUAAGGAGUUUGAGCGCAGCAGCGAAUGUCUGGAGGGGGCGCUGUCGAGGAAUGCCCAGGCCCCGCGGGGGAAACAGCACGAAGUGGAGGAGGCGAGCAACGCUCUGCUCAACGCGCGCAGGACCUUUCGGUCUGAGGCCAUGGAUUACGUCCUGGAGAUUAAUGUCAUCGAGGCCAAAAAGAAGACAGACAUUUUGAUGGCAAUGUUGUCGCUGAUGGAGGCCCAGGCCCAGUUCUUCCAACAUGGCCACCAGUCUCUGUCAGAACUGGACGAGUAUCGACGGAAACUGAGCGAAGAGCACACCCAGUUUGUCCUAGACGCUGCCCGCGAGAAGAGAGACAUGGAGCAAAGACACGCCGCCAUCAAGAAAAAGGACGUGUCCUACGACGACUCCAUCAUGGAUUUCAAUGCUGACGCAGCUAACGGCAUCGCUAUGGAGGGAUACCUCUACAAGAGAGCCAGCAACGCCUUCAAAACCUGGAGCAGGCGUUGGUUCUCGAUUCAGAAGAACCAGCUGGUCUAUCAGAAGAAAUUCAAGGACCAGCCUACAGUUGUGGUGGAGGACUUGCGUCUCUGCACGGUGAAGCCCAGUGCUGAAAACGAGAGACGGUUCUGCUUUGAAGUGGUCUCGCCGUCAAAGUGUUGUUUGUUGCAGGCAGACUCGGAAAGGCAGCAGCAGGCGUGGAUCAGUGCCGUCCAAAACAGCAUCGCCUCGGCCUUUCAGGAGCGCAGAGAGGACCCACACAGCCCAAGACAGCGCUGCAGCUCGAUGUCCACGAGCAGUUUGGGAGGCGGGGGAGGAGGAGGAGGAGGAGGCGGAGCGGAUCAGGAGAGCGUGAGCGGUUGUAAGGCGCUGGACGAGGUUCAGGCAAUCCCGGGGAACAAGCAGUGCUGCGACUGCGGGGAGCCCGGCCCUGAUUGGGCCUCCAUCAACCUGGGCAUCACGCUUUGUAUCGUCUGCUCGGGAAUACACAGGAGUCUGGGAGUCCAUUUCUCCAAAGUACGCUCCCUCACUCUGGACUCAUGGGAGCCAGAGCUCAUUAAGUUGAUGUGUGAAUUAGGAAACACGGUAAUCAACAGGAUCUACGAGGCCCGGAUUGACGAGAUCACCAUCAAGAAGCCCCACGCCUCCAGUCCCAGAGGAGACAAGGAGUCGUGGAUCCGAUCAAAAUAUGUCGAAAAGAAGUUUAUCCAAAAGCUGCCCGAGACCGGCAGGAACCCCCCGUUGAGGAGAUCCAGCGCCAGGAGGAACCGAGCAACCACGCAGGACCGGACUGUACAGCGACCGCCGAUUAAACCCAAACCAAACCGAGCCACUCUGCCGCGGGUCACGGGGCUGAGCCCCAGCGACCUUGUCCAAAAGAACAAUACAAGCUUUCACAAAGAUUUCGAAGAGGAAGAAGAGGAUCUGAGCGGACUUCAUCCCGGGGCGCUGCUGUACCGCUCGGCAGCUCUGCAGAACUUCCCCGUCAUGGCUGACGCUUUGGCCCACGGAGCCGACGUCAACUGGGUCAACGUGGCCGAGGAGUCCAGCACGCCUCUGAUACAGGCCGUCUCAGCAAACGCCUUGGCAGCCUGUGAGUUCCUUCUGCAGAACGGCGCUAACGUCAACCAGGCGGACAGCAACGGGCGGGGGCCGCUUCACCACGCCACCAUCCUGGGUCACACUGGGUUGGUUUGUCUCUUCUUGAAGCGAGGCGCGGACUACAACGCUAAAGACAAGAACCAGAAAGACCCCAUAACUAUCGCUGUGGACAACGCCAACGCUGACAUCGUCACUUUGCUGAGGAUUGCCAAGAUGAACAAGGAAAUGCGGGAGAUGGACGGAGCGUUUGGCCAAUCAGGUGAUGAAACCUACCAGGACAUCUUCAGAGACUUUUCACAAAUGGCCUCAAACAACCCAGAGAAGCUCAAACGCCGCAGCGCAGACCCCAAAAAUUAACCAGAUGUUGCCUCCUCCAACACACACACACGCAUACUUUCAAACACACAUAUAGAAAACAUGCAAGUAUCCAACACCCCAGGCAUGCAGACACACACAUUAUCCCUGGCUACCUGCCACAUGUUCAGUCAUAGCUCAGCUGGUGUUGACUUCAGAGGGGGGAUGAACGCUCCGAACAGUGAAUUCUUUGUGCGAACACGUCAGACCAGAACAAUUGUGCCCAAGUGGGAACACUGGAACGGCUUUAUUAGACCAGCAUGAGGUGUCUUUAUGUGUAGCAGAGGGUAACAGCGUCACUCUGCCAAGAUUUCCUAAUUAAAUCCUGUAAAUCUUUUUUUUUUUUUUUUAAAGCUAAAAAGGGCUCGUUUUUUAUGUUCCUCUGUCAUUUCUAUUGAAUUGUUACAUGAAAAAAAAAAGUGAAAGUUUUCCACUGAGUUGUAAUGUAUACAGAUUUUUACAUUUGGGAUGUUUUUUAAGACACCGUUCAUGUCUGAUUUGUUAAACUAUGUGAGGUACUUGAGAUUCAUGAACAAAAUAAACCACAAUACAAAACUUAAAACACGUG